Aspergillus caelatus is the source of this 1451-nucleotide messenger RNA. Its product is annotated as mitochondrial 54S ribosomal protein bL17m. Gene Ontology annotation, biological process: translation. The coding region runs from base 354 to 938 and encodes 194 amino acids. Gene Ontology annotation, molecular function: structural constituent of ribosome. The record is from RefSeq and is a predicted model, not a curated record. NCBI's taxonomy places the organism in Eukaryota, Fungi, Ascomycota, Eurotiomycetes, Eurotiales, Aspergillaceae. Gene Ontology annotation, cellular component: mitochondrial large ribosomal subunit; ribosome. The transcript is spliced from 2 exons.
AGGAUAGGCUCGUCUGCUUGUCUAGAUGAAAGAAACAAAUCUGCAAGUAUGGGGAGUUUCUGUCGCGCGGAUCGGGAAUGCCAUUCGAGCACUCCGAUUGGCUGCCGCGGAGGAACGAAUCUUUCCACCGUCCUGGAAGGUGGUCGAGCAUAACGGCUGUGAACUGCAACUUCAUCUUAAUAUCGCCCAACUCUAAUUUCGCCUUUCUCCCCUCUCCCCUGUCCUUCGGCUUGCUGUAGGAACAGACUUACGACCUUUUAUACACCACACAUCUUCGUCAUCCGCCAAUUGUCACGGCAGAGACAACCAAAAAAACAACCGAAUAAAAACACCUUCCGCAUAUACCUAUCACAAUGGCCGGUGGUGCAGCCAAGUAUCGCCAUCUUAGCCGCAAGUCCUCGCACAGACAGGCUCUUCUUCGCAACUUGGUCACCUCACUCUUCAAACAUGAGUCGAUCACAACAACAUGGCCCAAGGCCAAGGAGGCGCAACGGCUGGCCGAGAAGUUGAUCACAUUGGGCAAGAAGAACACAGAAGCGAGUCGGAGACAGGCUUUGUCGACCUUCUAUACUCCUCAUGAUCUCCUUCCUAAGCUCUUCGGACCCCUUCGUGAACGCUACGCCGAGCGUCCCGGUGGUUACACCCGGGUACUACGUGUCGAGCCCAAGAAAGACGAUCAAGCACCUAGCGCCAUCCUGGAACUCGUCGACGGACCCAAGGAUAUGCGAUUCGCGAUGACGGCACGCACCGUCGCCCGGCAGCGGGCCCAGGGUCUGGAUACUCUCAAUGAACUGACACGGUUGAAUGUACAGAAGGUAACGCGGUUCCGAAAAGACGGCAUUGACGACUUGGAGCAGGAGAUUAAGAAGCUGGAGCUUGACGGCCGGAAGGAAGAGAAGGCCAAGAAAGCCCAGGAGAAAGAAGACUCGAAGCAAUAGAUGCACAUAAAAUCAAACCGUUGAAUCAGGGUAGGGAUUGUCAAAGGUUCGGCGAAUGGGGCACUGGAUCGCAGCGACCUAAGUCUGACUGGUGCUUCUGUAUCUGUACAUUUUUUUCCUCAAUGGUCUCAUGUCUUUUUCGUUGGUCUUUAUGAUCGUGUAAUUUUAGCUGUUGUUUUCUAGAUACAGAGAUGGGCUUCCGCUUAUUCAUAGACCGUCGUCGUUUAUCCUGUAAGUGGAUACGUGAUGUAGCCUGUAUCAAGCCGUGGCCAUGAAGGAUAGACUAAGAGUGAACUGUGUAUAUCCUCUGCUGCUGACGACUCCUGUUCUCCCUGGCCUGGUUGCCUGAUUAUCGCCUGAGUACUAGCCUGACUGUCACGAUCUGCCUCUGCAUCAGUCAUCACACUUGCAGAGAGCAAGUCACGCUUCUACUCCAAAUCACCAAAGAGAAUAUGUGCAUAUCUCAGACAUGGAUGCAUUUCUCACGACGAAUUAUGCAGCAACGGCUUGUUC